Messenger RNA from Ahaetulla prasina, 3745 nucleotides. Its product is annotated as ubiquitin-conjugating enzyme E2 E2. Gene Ontology annotation, biological process: protein polyubiquitination. The transcript is spliced from 9 exons. The record is from RefSeq and is a predicted model, not a curated record. Gene Ontology annotation, molecular function: ubiquitin conjugating enzyme activity. The coding region runs from base 735 to 1340 and encodes 201 amino acids. Lineage: Eukaryota; Metazoa; Chordata; Lepidosauria; Squamata; Colubridae. Gene Ontology annotation, cellular component: nucleus.
UCUGCCCGGCCCGCGUGCUGAGGCGCGGCCCCGACUGGUCCUUCCCUUCCCCCCGCUCCAAGCCCAACUCUUGGCUUAAUUGGGCCAUUCGGGAACGCGCUUCGCGCUGCGGUUUUACUUUUCUUCAGUUCAGGCGGCGGUGAAAGCGUAGCUUGGGAAGUCAUCGUCGAGGGUGGGUGGCAGAGUGGUGGGCGCGUAUAUGUUUCUGUGAUCGGCCGUUAAGAGGCAUUCCUCACUCCCUACUGGGUGCCUCUUCCCUUGGAUAAGGAUUGGCACGCAGAGCACCGAAGCUGGAGAGCGAAAGACCUGCGCCUGCCCCUCCUCCCACAGUCUCUCCCACAGACAUCGUCAAUUCCUCUGUACCCUUUAAUCACCAGCUGUCUGCCAACACUACCCAAGACCAUGCUACAAAUGCCCUUCCAUCACCUUUCUGUACUCACAAGAGAGGAAGGUGGAUUUGAUUCUCUCUGUGCUUUUACACAUAUUGAAGAGGAAAUUCGGACUCUUAUUAUAAUGGGCUAUUGGAUAUCACAGUUGAUUAAGUGAACGUCUCAACCCAACACUUCACAGGAUUAUUGUGGGGAAAAUUGGAGGAGGAAGAACUGUUGAAUUCCUAUAUCGGCCUACAAUUGAAACAUACAUAAGAACUUACAUUGUGCAGGACCUUAAAGACUUGGCUCUUUGCCCAACCUUUUGACCACGAUGAUUGAAACCUUCAAGUAAUAUAAUAUAAGAUGUCCACUGAAGGGCAAAGAGUUGAUGAUAGUCCAAGUACCAGUGGAGGCAGCUCUGAUGGAGAUCAGCGGGACAGUAUUCAACAGGAUCAGGAAAGAGAACAAAUUCAACCUAAGAAAAAAGAGGGCAAAAUCUCUAGCAAAACAGCAGCUAAACUUUCAACCAGUGCUAAAAGGAUUCAGAAGGAGCUUGCAGAAAUUACAUUAGACCCUCCUCCAAACUGUAGUGCUGGACCCAAGGGAGACAACAUUUAUGAAUGGAGAUCAACUAUACUUGGACCUCCAGGUUCUGUAUAUGAAGGAGGAGUUUUUUUCCUUGAUAUCACCUUCUCUCCAGACUAUCCAUUUAAACCACCAAAGGUUACAUUUCGGACAAGAAUUUAUCAUUGUAAUAUUAAUAGCCAAGGAGUGAUUUGCUUGGACAUUUUAAAAGACAACUGGAGCCCAGCAUUAACAAUAUCCAAAGUCCUUCUCUCCAUCUGUUCACUUCUUACAGACUGCAAUCCUGCUGAUCCCCUGGUUGGAAGUAUUGCUGCUCAAUAUAUGACAAAUAGGGCAGAGCAUGACAAAAUGGCCAGACAGUGGACCAAGAGAUAUGCAACAUAGGAAACUGCUGAAGAAUAUACUGGACCUGUACAAGCACAUUCACUAAGUGCAUCAGUAACCCUCCUGUUUAAUUUUUAUUAAAUUUUGAAAUAUUUUGUGAUAGGGUUGAUUAUACUUCUCCUUUCCCUUUUAUUAUUUUAUUUUAUUUUUCUGCUGAACUUGAGAAGUGUAUCUUUUUAAUACAGAUUUGAAAUUUGGGUUACGGUGCAAGGAAUGUUGAAUCUAUAAUAGUAUAGAAUAGCGGUUUCCCCAAUCUUUCCAGCUCUGCAGACUGGCAGUUGUGGGGGUGAGAGGAGAUGGUUUCGUAUGUAGACGCACUGAUUUUACAAAUGCAGCUUUGUAUGCUCAUGCACUCGCCCACUGCUUUCCUGGCCUGAUUACCAACAGCCCACAGCCCAGCAGCAGACUGGGGAUCAGGGACCCCUGGUAUAGAGCUUUGUCACAAAACUUUAUAGCAAUGUAUUUUUUUCUUUUGUGUGUUUGAGAAAAGCAAGCACACUCAGAACUACAUAUUAUUUCUACUUAAAUGUAGUAUUUAGAAGAUUUUUUAAUGGAAGUCUUUAAGGGGGGUGCAUGUUACUGGGAACAGGUUUUCUAUAAAAAGCAUAAAAUUAAGAAUCACUGUGAAUUAUUAACACUAUGUUUUAACACAAAGCUACUGGAUUGAACAAUAGAUAUGUAUGUUGAUUUACUUAUAUAUAAAAAGUGCUUGUAAAUUUCUUAGGGAUCUGCCACUUUUGAUUACAGAUUAGUUGAUAUACACUUGUAUUAUUAAAACACUCAAUAAAAAACACUGUGACUAAUAAUAUGCAGUUUUUGUAAGGGAGUGCUUUUGCUCCUUGUGGAAUAGAGUAAGUUGGCCCUGGAUUUAACUAUAGGAUUUUUCAUUUGUUCUUUCUUCUAAGCUACUCAUUUUUGGAAAAGAAAACUCCGGUGUUGUCAUUUGUAGACUCAUAGUAGAAAAUUUUAUCUCUUAAGCAAAUUCUUACAUGUAUCCUUUUUUAGGGUUGCUGAUCAUCUUUUCUUACAGUGUUACUUAAAAAUCUGUGAAUUCUUUAGAACUUUCAAUAUUUGUGCAUAAAUAAGAUCUUUUUCCCUACAAAAGUCCUAAACUAGAUAAAGAGAAUUCAGUUAAACAAAUGAAAGCAUUAUACUUGCUCAUUUAUUCAGGAAAAUUACCCAAAACUAAAUAAUUGUGUAUGUAAUUAUUAGUUCAUUUGAAAUGGAAAUUAGACUCAGGUAUUUCAGUCACUGGAAUGAUAAUCAGGCAUCAGUGCUACUUUAUUUAAAGAACAGAAAUUUGGAUAUUCACUGUCAAAGCUUGAUCUUCACUGAGAGUGUCUCUCUCACACACACACAAACAAAGGAGAUUUGUGAACAUUAAAAACAAUGGUGGAUAUUGUCCAGAUGAGAGAAGGUUAAAAAACUAUUUCCAAAAAAUUUUGUGUACCAGUCCACUAUUAGACAGAUCAUGUAUAAAUGGAGGCCAUUCAACAUCAUUAUUACCCUAUUCAGGAGUAGUCAAACAACCAAGAUUGCAACAAGAGCAAUGCAUGUAAUGGUCAGGGAUCUCAAAGAACUGCAGGAGAAGAAAAUAAAGGCCUCUCUUACAUUGUAAAAUAUCAAUACCAUCUGUAGAAUACAAAGUAUAAUAGUGUGCAUGUCAGGGUUGCAAGAUGAAAGCCACUAUCCUGCAAAAAGAACAUUGCUGCCUGUCUACAGUUUGCAAAAAAACUAUGUGAGUAAGCCAGAACGCUAUUAGAAGAAUAUUCUGUAGAUGGUGAAACCAAAAUAGAAUAUUUUGGCUUGAAUAAAAAGCAUGUUUCAUGAAAGGUAAUCUAUAGAAGAAGAGACAAAGCCUGAGGUUGAGUCAAGAGAGGACUCAGCCUAGAAUCGAUGCAUUUCCACAGCUGCUCCAAGGUCAGUCCUCCUUGAAUUUUUUUUUUCCUUCAGAUCAAAAUUUUUUAUUUUCCGUAAUAAUUCCCACAAUUUGACCAGUGUACAAUACAAUCACUUACCCAACAAUCGAUCCUAUACUCAAAUUAUACUCCAUCAGGGCUGCUCGACCGCCACUCCCUCCCUUAAUCCUUUCUACCCUUCUCAUCCUUCUUCGACUUUCCCCAUCAUCCUUCUCCUCGCUUUCCUACUUCCCCACCUCUUUCCCACUUCUCACUACCAUCCUUUCUAACCCUCUAUCUUCUCCUUCUUCUUCUCCUCCUAUCCUUUCUUCUCCCUCCCUUCUUUCCUACCUACCUACCUACCUACCUACUUUCUUCCUUCUUUACUCCUCUUUCCUUACCCUUUCCCUUCGGGAGUGGUUACCGAGCAGUCCCGACUUUACACCAUUCCAACUUGUUUAAUUCUACCAUUAUUCCUGUACAAUGGCAAUCAAUCAAUUUAUAAUC